Molecule: messenger RNA, 904 nt
Organism: Notothenia coriiceps (black rockcod)
Lineage: Eukaryota; Metazoa; Chordata; Actinopteri; Perciformes; Nototheniidae
Product: interferon-induced protein 44-like
Exons: 5
Coding region: 1-702 (233 amino acids)
Biological process (GO): immune response
Source: RefSeq, a predicted model, not a curated record
AUGGACCUUCUGUUGCUGGCAAGUCCAGCUUCAUCAACUCUGUGGAAAGUGCUUUACGAGGUGAAAUAUCUGAUCGAGCUAAAACAGAUGCAAUCUCUUACGGGAGCUUCACCACAGAAUACAAAGCAUACCAAAUCCAAAAAAGGAGGACCAGGGACAUAUUACCCUUUUGUCUUCAAUGACGUCAUCGAGAAGGAUGCAGAAAGAGGAGCUUGUGUAGAAGACGUCAAACUGGCCAUGAAGGGACACGUGAAGAAUGGUUACAAGUUCAAUCCUUUCUCUGCCUUGUCUGAGGAUAAACACGACUACAACAGUGACCCCUCUCUAAAUGACAGAGUUCAUGUUCUGGUUUGCAUCAUCUCCGCCAACACAGCACAAUUCCUGACUGGUGAUUUCGUGAAAAAACUGAGGGAAGUCAGACUUGCAGCCAGAAACAUGGGGAUUCCCGAAAUUGCUAUUCUCACCAAAAUUGAUGAAGCCUGUCCAGAGGUCGACAAGGAAAUACAGAACGUGUAUAAGAGCAAGUACCUGAAGAAAAAGAUUGAAGAGUUGAGUGCCGUGCUGGGUUUCCCACCAAGCUGCAUCUUUCCUGUGAAGAACUACCACUCAGAGAUCGAGACAAAUGAUGACACUAAUACACUGAUACUGAGCGCACUGAGACGGAUCAUUAAAUCUGGAGAAGAGUUUGUCAACCAUCUGUAAAACUACAUUCUGCUGAGGCAGAUCUUGUUGUUAUAACAACAUGUAACAAGUCUGUCUGGAAUGAUAAUUACAUAAAGUGGGCAAUCUAGCUUUAAGGUUUUCAUUUGCAGCCUGUAAUGCACCAUAUCUAUACCACUACAUUGCUGAGUAAAGUAUGAAAAGGCUUUCUUUCUCAUGUAUUUGAGUCUUUACAUUAUGAUGU